AGUGGCAUGAAAUAAAUAAUUUAUGUACUGAUGUAAUUUUCCGUGGUCAAUAGAAUCCAAAUUUCUGUUUCUGUUUUUCAUCGCCAUUAAACAUCGAUUAGGUAUUUAUCGAUAUUUGGGUGCCUGCAUAUUGUUGUCUAAAAAAAAAUAUAUAUAUUAAUAAACCCGAAUUCCAAAAAUGAACAAAGACAACUCGAGCAUGCAAAUGGACCCAAAACUGGCUCUGCGCCUGCUCGCCGACGGUGCAGUCUUGGCCGUCGCCGGAGUUCCUGAGGGCACCGAUUUCGGCAUCGACUUGUGCGCCUACACCAUCGGUCCGGACUUCCGUGGCGUCAAGAUGAUUCCGCCCGGCGUCCACUAUGUGUGGUGUGCCUCUCGUGGUCCCUACGGGGAUGCAGCUCCUCGGGUCGGCUUUGUCCACUUCUUUCAUGCCAACGAGAUCGUAGUGCGCGAAUGGGAUAACGAACUGGAGGAGCUGCGGCCCCGCAGGAUUGCCGCACCAGAGCUGGAGCGCGAGCGGAUUCGCAAAAAUCUAGCGCAGCUGGAACGUGUGCUAGCGCCCUACGACUACCGCUAUGUGGCUCAGUGGAAGGAUCUAACGGGCAGCGUAACAGAGUCUUGCGUAGAGCGAUGUCGUCCAGCCGAGGGCACCAUUCGCACCAACAUCGAACUGCAGUCAUGUCCAGAUGCAGAGCGUCCGCGGGGCGGAUCGAGUGCGAGCUGCACUGGAAGACGGAACACGGCCGCUCGAUUCUUGUUGGAUGAGAGCGAGCUCCUUCCGGACCUGAAGCCAGUAGAGGGUACAGCUCCCCGCUUUAGCAAAGUGCCGUCGCGUGUUCCACAGAAUGCAUUACCUGCCGACGUAUCCCGCCACGCCAUGGAUUGUAUAGCUGCUGUAGAUGAGAUGCUCGGCAGCUUCGACUCCGAUGACGGUCUUAUAGAGGAACUGCAACUGGCAUAUGCCUUCUUUCUGGUGGGCUACUCUGUGGAGUCGCUCGCCCAUUGGCGAAAGCUUCUCGGUUUGCUUUCGCACUCUGAAACGGCGGUAAACAGACACAAGCUCACGUAUAUGAAGUACAGUGAGGUUUUGGCUCAUCAGCUGCCCCACCUGCCCGAGGAGCUGAUGGUGCCUGGUCCUCACAAUAGUGUUUACAAGGAUGUUCGAGAGUUGCUGGUGAAUCUGCAUUCGGGCGGCCUAAGCGUUAGCGCUGAACGACUAACCAAGCGACUGGAGCAGAAGCUGGGUUGGUAUAUUGAAGGUCUGCUGGACGAGAAUCCCGAGGAUCAGCCCGUAAUCAUCGAGCUGGAGACGGAGAGCUAGGAAGUCUACGCUGAGCCGAAUGUUAACUUUUAAUUAUUUUAUAUU
Drosophila serrata is the source of this 1366-nucleotide messenger RNA. RefSeq names its product protein AAR2 homolog. NCBI's taxonomy places the organism in Eukaryota, Metazoa, Arthropoda, Insecta, Diptera, Drosophilidae. Gene Ontology annotation, biological process: spliceosomal tri-snRNP complex assembly. The record is from RefSeq and is a predicted model, not a curated record.